GCACUCGUGGUGCUGGUACUCGUAGUUGCAGGCUGCCGCGGCCUCGCAGACGCUGAAGACACCGACAAGUUAACGACGGACCAAAUACUCAACACCGUCGUCGGUGGCGCCGCCACUCGCUCACUCAGAAAAUGGCAUCAAGACCGAAAGGCUGAAGAACGAGAGUUGGGCAGCAAGAUCAGGGCAAUUCUUCGGGGUAAUCGCACCCCCAAGACUCCGACGCUCAAAAUCUCUAAGAAGAACCCGCUCGUCGAAAGCCUCGACAGGAACCCAACCAUUAAAAGCCUGGCGAACAACUCUCGCAACGAGAUCGCGCUCACGAAAGAAAAUGUCACGAAGAUCGCGACGACGGUGGACCAGGCCCUCAGUACUUCA
Phytophthora sojae is the source of this 375-nucleotide messenger RNA. RefSeq lists its product as hypothetical. The annotation marks the transcript as partial. Lineage: Eukaryota; Oomycota; Peronosporomycetes; Peronosporales; Peronosporaceae. The record is from RefSeq and is a predicted model, not a curated record. The transcript has a single exon.